AUGGGAGGAAUAAAAAAUAAUGGAAGAGAUUCAUAUGGAACUUUUUAUUUUUCUAAUGGAAAUAUUUAUGAAGGGUAAUGGAAAGAUAAUGAUCAAAAUGGUUUUGGAAAAUUUUAUUUUGCAUAAGAUGGGAAACUCUUCUAAUUUUAUGUUGGAAAUUUCUAUAACUCUUUAUACCAAGGCUUUGGAGGAUAUUGUUAUCAAAAUAAAUAUUACAUUGGAUAUUGGUCUAACGAUAAAUAUGAAGGACAUGGAAAAAUCUAUUCUAAUGAUGGAAAAUUAAUUGUUUGUGGUAUUUAUUCAAACGAUAAAUUAAUUAAAGAAUUAAAUGAAAGUGAAAUCGUUUUUCCUUCUUAUUAUAAAGACUAUAUUCCUAAUUAUUAAGUAGAACAUAAAAGAUAUAAAGAAAUUUUAGAUGUAAAACCUAUAGCAUGA
Messenger RNA from Ichthyophthirius multifiliis, 435 nucleotides. RefSeq names its product phosphatidylinositol-4-phosphate 5-, putative. NCBI's taxonomy places the organism in Eukaryota, Ciliophora, Oligohymenophorea, Hymenostomatida. The transcript has a single exon. The record is from RefSeq and is a predicted model, not a curated record.